AUGAUGAGGUUCCUUUCAAUCCUCGGUAUCUGCGCUAGACUCGCUCUUUCCUUCACGUCACCAAAAGGUGUCCCUACUGCCAUCACAUCCCGGGAUCCACCAACUGAGGUUGUCAAUAGGCAAUGGGCUGGUAUGGUCGUUAAGCAGCCUGCUGGUCAGGGAUUUACCAGUGUGGAGGGUACCUUCCAGGUUCCUGCUGCGUUGACGUUCUCUGAGAGUGCGCCGAGUGGGUAUAAUGUCGUUUCGAUCUUUCUUGGUUUGGGGGAUAAUGGUGAGUUCGCGCCCUAUAUAUAAUCUCCUUGAUGUAAAAGUCAUGGUAUCUCCAAGUCAUCACGUCUUUCUGUUCUCGCCUCCAGGUUUUGAAUCCAUAGACAAAUUUACUGACAUAAACAGACACAACCCCCCAAGUCCAAGCCGCAAUCUCCAUCAUGUCCCAGAAGAAAGGUGACAGCGUGACGACUUCCCACUACGCAUGGUACACCCUCUCCUCCACCUCCGUCCAAGAACAACUUGCCCCGACGCAAUUCUCCUUCUCCAUGACUGACACCAUCUACCUCCGUAUCAACGCGCACACUCUCUCCUUCGAGAAUCUCUCCACCGGCUCCUCUUACUCGAGAAAUCUUACCAGGACUGGUUUUGAGUGUAAGAAACGGCCUUGUGUGGCGCCGAAGAAUAAGGUCAGGGAUGGAGCGAUGGGAAAGGGAGAGACGGCGUAUUGGAUACUACAGGAGGGUGUUUCAACCGGACAGGAGUUUGGGGAUUUUGGGGUGCUGGAGUGGAGGGGUGCUAGUGCGAUGAGGAACGGGGUGAAGGUUGGUGCUGGGAGUGGGGAUCGCUGGGUUACUGUUGAUGGGGAGGGGGGUGGGAGGGUUGUGCAGACGGCUGUUAUUGAUGGGGAGUAUUUUCAGGUUGGAAGGUUGGAUGGGGUUUAG
Molecule: messenger RNA, 932 nt
Organism: Hymenoscyphus albidus
Lineage: Eukaryota; Fungi; Ascomycota; Leotiomycetes; Helotiales; Helotiaceae
Source: the annotation of a GenBank genome assembly